AUGGGGCAUCACUCUUGCUGUAACCAACAAAAGGUGAAGAGAGGCCUAUGGUCACCGGAGGAAGAUGAAAAGCUUAUUAGAUAUAUCACAUCUCAUGGGUAUGGAUGCUGGAGUGAAGUCCCAGAAAAAGCAGGUCUUCAAAGAUGUGGUAAGAGUUGCCGAUUGAGAUGGAUUAAUUAUUUGAGGCCUGAUAUCAGAAGAGGGAGGUUCACUCCGGAGGAAGAGAAGUUGAUUAUUAGCCUUCAUGGGGUUGUGGGAAACAGAUGGGCUCAUAUAGCAAGCCACUUACCUGGAAGAACAGACAACGAGAUAAAGAAUUACUGGAAUUCAUGGAUCAAAAAGAAGAUAAGAAAACCCUGUACACCUGCAAUCACAACUAGUGCAUCAUCUAAUGAACAUUCCCAUAUAAACUACUGCUCUGGUCAAGUACUAGAUCACUUGGUGAAUCAAGAAUUAACGACAAAGCCACCAGUUCAAAAUCAAACCCUUUUCUCUUCGUCAGCUCCUUUGUUUUUGUUCGAUGCACCACCGUUAAUACAAUCAAUCACAGAUAAUACCACUGUUCGUGGAGGCGAGUUGUUUCAUGAUUCAGCAAUCCUGAACACAGGGACAUGGAAUUUGGAUCAUCAAAGUCAUGAUCACAGCAACAUUAAUCAAGGACUAGUACCUCCUCCUCUUGCAACACCAUUCACGAGUGGUAUUGAUACGAACUAUCUGCCACCAUUGAUAGAGAACAUCGAAAACAUGGUGACAAUUGAUCAUCAAGUGCAAUCAUGCAGCAUGGAUGAGGAAGGAGAGAUAGCACUUGAGUGCUUAAGGAGACAAGAAUUGAAUGAAUGGGUUGAAUCACAGCAAUGCUCAAACUUUCUGUUUUGGGACAUAAACGUUGAAGGAUCAAUACUAGGUGGAUCAGAUCAUGAUCAUCAACAGAUUGAUCCAGCCGCUAAUUCACCAAGCAUGGGCACAAAUCUAUCGGCUUUCCCUUCAUCUCUAUAA
Molecule: messenger RNA, 996 nt
Organism: Carica papaya (papaya)
Lineage: Eukaryota; Viridiplantae; Streptophyta; Magnoliopsida; Brassicales; Caricaceae
Gene: ATMYB103
Product: myb domain protein 103
Source: RefSeq, a predicted model, not a curated record